AUGCUAUUGCUACUUUUAGUAACAAUAUGGCAAGUCCAAUCUAUACCAACUCAUCGAUUGAAUAUGUAUGAUAUUGAUCAUCAACAAUUAGAUGGAUUUUGUCUUCUGUAUUAUGUAACAGAACGUUUAUCUGAAUCAAUAUCGCCUGACUAUAUUUCUCAUCAAAUAAUUGCUUAUUGUCUUCGACCAUUUGAAAAAGAACAAUAUGAUUUGCCGAAUAAUCAAAUAUAUCAGAAAACUAAUUUUACUCGAUUACGUCAACUCAAUGUUUCAAGUGAAUUGUUACUUGCUUUUUCAGCAUCAAUAUAUAUGGCCGAGAAUUAUCAAAUGUUUCUAAACGAUGAAAAAACUUUAUCCAUGUUGUCUGAAGAUGAACAAGUGUUUCAUACUUGUAGAUCAUCAUGGUUUGGACCUCAAUGUCGAUUUUCAUUUCUUUCAAAUACUGAUAAAACAUUUCGAGAAAUAGUCGAAUUAAAUUUUAAAUCCAAAUUAGAGACAACAUUAGAUGAAGAUAUCACUUGUUAUCAACAUAUUCAUUGUGAAUUAAUAACUUCAUCAACACAUUGUUUUGAUUGGCGUAUGAUUUGCGAUGGAAAAAUAGAUUGUAUAGAUAGUAUUGAUGAAUACAAUUGUUGGUUAUUGGAAAUAAAUGAAUGCUCUAAAAAUGAGUAUCGUUGUUACAAUGGUCAAUGUAUUCCAAGUGAAUUCUUUCAGAAUGAUCCAGAAAAUCCUGAUUGUCUGGAUCAAACCGAUGAACCUCCAAGGAUAUCAGGUUAUAGAAGUUGUCAUCAAGAUCCUUCCUUUCGAUGUGAAGAAUAUACUUGUCAUCCAGGAUCAGAAAAAGUUCGAUGCCGCGAUGGUGAAUGUUCUGAUGAAGAUCUUCUGGCGUGUUCGAAUGAUCCUACGAAUACGGCGAUCGAUGGUAUUUGUUUGAUGAGUAUGCUUUGUUUGAUGAAACUUUACGACCAAGUGGAUUAUGAAAAAUGUCAACUUUUGUGUGCCGGUAUCAGCAAUUGUUUUAUAACUGCAUGUUCACCAAUAUUUCAAUUUCCAUCGAGUACCAUCUUACUUGGACAUGUACGAUUUAUAUUUACGAAUGAGAGAAAAAACAUUAAACCAAAUACAAUUCGUUCACCAGAUUAUGUUUGUUACGAUGAGAAACUUUGUCAGAAUGUUCUUCCAAUUACAGAACAUUUGGAUGGUUUAACUUGUCGAUCUUUUUAUGAAUUGGGACUUAAUGUGACAACAUCAUAUGAUAAUUUAACUUUGUUAAUAGAAGAUAUAAAAACUAUAUUUCAAUCAUGUUCACUUAUAGCCAAUAAAAUCGAUUAUUGUAAUUAUACGACAAUGUAUCUUUGUAAUUAUUCGGACAAAUGUAUUUCGAAAUAUCGUCUUGUCGAUGGCAUUCAAGAUUGUCCUUUUAAUGAUGAUGAAACGUUUGAAGAAAGUUGCGCGCUUGAUGAUUUUCAUUUUCGUGUUCAAUGUUUAAUGAAUCGAAAAAUAACGUGUUUUGCAUCAAUUACGAUAAAUGAUGAUUUUCAAGAUUGUGACAAUGGAGAGGACGAGGAUCACGGUGACUUUCGAUACAAAACACAUCUCUAUUUCCAAACAGUAUGUGAUGGUUUUACAGAAAUGAAACCUCUAUUUAUUGAUGAUCGUUACGAAACAGAUGAAACCAAUUGUGAAUACUGGUUAUGCGAUAAUAGUUAUACUCGAUGUGAUGAAUUUUGGUCAUGUAGAAACGGAGCUGAUGAAGUCAAUUGUCCAUCGUCUAUCUGUCCUAAUUGGCAUCAUCACUGUGUUUUUCCAAAUAAUACAAAUGUUAUUUCAUGUUUACCAAUAUCACAAGCAGAUAAUUAUAUUAUCGAUUGUCUGGGUGGAACAGAUGAACCAUUCCUUUGUCGCACACAACAUCCAGAUCAUUUUCGAUAUCGAUUUCAUUGUGUAAAUAGUACAAUAUGUGUUGACCAAUUAUCACUCUGUGAUCAUGAAACACAAUGUCCUGAAGGAGAUGAUGAAUCGUUUUGCUCAAAAUAUGGAUCAACAUAUGAUGAAUUAUGUUUGGAAUCCCCGCAUUUUCUAACUGAUGUUGAAACAUUUCUUUGUAAAAAUGCUGAGAUUCCGAAGAAACAUUUAGUCUAUUUUACAAUUCAUGACAUGCCAACAUAUUUAUCCAUAUUAGAUAAUUAUACUACGACAACGUUAUCCACUGAAAAUAAAUUACAAACAGUUGAAAUCCAUUCAACUGUUACAACUCGAAAUACCAAAGGAGUAGAAUGUCAUCGAGGAAUUCCUAUAUGUAUUCAGAUAACAAAUACAACAUGCAAAAUACGUUGUCUUUGUCCACCAAGUUAUUACGGAGCUUACUGUCAAUUUCAAAAUCAACGUGUUAGUAUUUCAUUAGAAGCACAAGUCGUAACAGAUUUUCGAAAUAUGUUUAAAUUGAUAAUCAAAUUACUUAAUAACAAUAGUCAAAUUGAGUCGUAUGAUUCUAUUGAAUAUUUACCUAUUCGAGAUUGCAAUACCAGAUUCAAUAUCUAUUUACUUUAUUCUACGCGAAAUAAGAAUUCAUCAGAAUUCUUUUCUGUACGAAUCGAUGCGUUCAAUCAAUUGACAAUGGUUUAUAGAACAAGUUGGAUUUUUCCAUUAGCUUUUUCUUUUCUACCGGUGUAUCGUCUGUCUAUUUUACUCAAAUUCCCUGCCUCUAACACUAAAUCCCCUGUAAAUUGUCCAUAUACUUGUGUUCAUGGUACAUGCUAUAACUAUGUAAAUGAUCGAAAUUCUACAUUUUGUCAAUGUGAUACGGGAUGGUCAGGCAAACAAUGUAAUAUACGAUCUACAGGUCAUUGCGCAAACAAUUCUUUAUGGAUUGAUAACUCAAUUUGUGUAUGUCCACUCGGUUACUAUGGUCCUCGAUGUUAUUUAAGUCGGCCAGAAUGUUCAUCAACAUUGUGUCUUAAUGAUGGUCAAUGUAUGACCGCUGAUGAACGUCAUACAGUGGAUUAUUCAGAUAAACCACAUUGUAUUUGUUCUCAAGAAUAUUCAGGAAAUCGUUGUGAACAUCGUCAAACUCGUAUUGACAUAUCUUUUGAUAGACAAGUGACUAUUCCAUUAGCUUUACUUUUACAUUUCAUUGUUGUUCAAAAAGAAGCCGAACCAAUUCGUAUCAGUACCAUGAAAAACAUUCGACCUGAUCAAAGUGCUCUUUCAAUUUUUACAUCGACAGAAUUUAAUAUUGCUUUUAUCGAAAUCUUUCGCACAUAUUAUCUCAUUAUUCUUCGUCAACAGACAAUUGUUUCAUUACAUCUUUCAGCAAAAAUUCUACCAUCUCAUCGAUGUCGAUCACUUACUGAACUUUUCAACGAAACAUUUUCUAAAGAACAUCUAAUAAAACGUAUUAAAUACUAUCAUAUUCCCUGUCAACAACAAUUGGAUUUAAUUUGUUUUCAUGAUGAUACACAAAUUUGUUUAUGUGAUCUGAAUCGAAGAACAGAUUGUUUUGAAUUCAAUCACAAUACAACUUACGAUUGUCAAGGAAAUAAUUUUUGUGAAAAUAAUGGUCAAUGUUUUCGAGAUAAUAUUAAAUGCCCAACAACGUCCAUGUGUAUAUGUCCGGAAUGUUUCUAUGGAUCGAGAUGUCAGUUUACAACAAAAGGAUCAGUUCUGUCUUUGGAUACAAUUUUAGGAUAUCAUAUUCAUCAAGAUCUUGACAUGAAAAAUCAAUCUAUAACCCUUAAAAUUAUGAUAAUAUUAAUCAUGUUAAUAUUUUUUAUUGGUGUAAUAAAUGGUAUUCUCACAUUGUUAACAUUUUCAACAAAAAAUACGCGUAGUGUUGGUUGUGGUCUUUAUUUAAUCACAUCAUCAAUCAUCUCAUUAAUUACAAUUAUAGUAUUGAUUAUUAAAUUUUGGUUUCUUGUUAUAUCGCAUAUGAAUUUGAUUGAGAAUAAAUCUUUGACACAUAUACAAUGUGUUUGUCUCGAUUUUAGUCUUCGAAUUCUUCUUAGUACAAAUGGAUGGUUUAAUUCUUGUGUUUCAAUUGAACGAACCAUAAAUGCUUUGAAAGGAAUUAAAUUCAAUAAAACUAAAAGUAAACAAAUUGCAAAAUGGAUAAUUCCAAUUUGUAUUCUUAUCACGAGUUGUACGUAUAUUUAUGAUCCUAUUCACCGUCGUUUGACCGAUGAUGAUGAAGAAAAACGUUCAUGGUGUAUAACCGAUUAUUCAUCAACAUUAAAACUAAUUGAUCGUUAUGUUGAUAUGUUUCAUUUCUUAGUACCAUUUUUGAUCAAUAUGAUUUCAGCAUUGAUCAUCAUUAUGAUUGUCACUCGUUAUCGUUCAAAUGUCGCUAAAACACAAUCUUAUACAACAUUUACGCGAACAAUUCCAACGCCAUAA
Molecule: messenger RNA, 4392 nt
Organism: Adineta ricciae
Lineage: Eukaryota; Metazoa; Rotifera; Eurotatoria; Adinetida; Adinetidae
Source: the annotation of a GenBank genome assembly